This is a messenger RNA of Coregonus clupeaformis (lake whitefish), 3713 nucleotides long. RefSeq names its product leucine-rich repeats and WD repeat domain containing 1 (gene lrwd1). Gene Ontology annotation, molecular function: protein binding; chromatin binding. The transcript has 16 exons. Gene Ontology annotation, cellular component: nuclear origin of replication recognition complex. The coding region runs from base 800 to 3037 and encodes 745 amino acids. NCBI's taxonomy places the organism in Eukaryota, Metazoa, Chordata, Actinopteri, Salmoniformes, Salmonidae. The record is from RefSeq and is a predicted model, not a curated record. Gene Ontology annotation, biological process: chromatin organization; establishment of protein localization to chromatin.
GGUAACUUUUGUUAAGAGCCCGGACGCUCAAUCUGAACAUUAACACGCUUCGCUUGCGGUACAGUUUUCGAAGCAAAUUGACCUUAUUUUUUAAUAUCAGCGAGAAAUAAUUUUCAAAAAAACAAAAGGUUAAAUGUAUACACCCCUUGAUAGGGUUAGGGUUCCCACACGGCAAUAUCUUCGUGUUACAGCUCUUGUUUAUGGAAUGCGCCGAACACCUGUGUGUAAGCGUAACUCGGGAAGUGUAGUUUCAUGGGAUGGAGGCGCCCAUAGUUGUAUGGAUCUGUGCAUAACUGCUACAGUAAGUGUAAAUUUUUUAUUUUAACGAUUCUUUCUCGUUGAUGAAAGAUCAGGGACAUAUGUUUCGAAAGCCGUAUCGCAAGCAAUGAUUAUUGACGUUUCUAAACGUUAAAACACAGCGUCGGGAUUGUAGUUUACAUGAGCCAGUCGUGGGCAAAGCUAAUGGCUGAAAGCUGUGGUUAGAAGGCAGAAUGCCGCCUACCCUUUCACCUUACUAAGUCAAACCAUGACAGUACUAAGAUCCUGAUAACUACUAAGAUCCUGAUAACGGUGAUGUUAUCAGGAUCUUCUCAGGUAAAUUAUUUUUUGGAGAUUUUCUAUUUUAUUUACUACCUUAAAUAGGUACUUCAUUGUUUUUGUUUUUUAAUCUACUUUGCCACACUCAAUAUGGCGGCCCUCCGGCUCCUACCGGAUGGAACGUUGAUGAAUACCCAUGUGACUGGCUUGUCAAUUUUUUUCCCGGGUAAAUUACGGAGAUUCCUCUGUGCACAGGCUAGACAUGGAGAAAAUAACAAAGAAACUAUUGCUGGAGAAAUGCACUCCAAAAACCACCAAACUGGAACAAAUAAAGACACUAAAUCUCUCCAAGCUCGGUCUGAAGAGCAGUGACCUGCCUGUCCCCCUGCUUUCUCACCUUCGCUGUCUGGAACAGUUGGACCUGUCUGGGAACAGACUUCAGGAGAUGCCCCCGGGGCUCUUCCUUCCCUCCCUACGCACUCUGGACCUGACCAACAAUGAGAUGGAGGACGUCACCACUCUGGACACACUGACCACCCUGGAGGAGCUGAGGACGGAGGACAACCUCUACGUCACUGUGAAUGACGACUACAAGCUGAUGAUCCUCCUGCCAAAGUUGAGGAUUUACAAUGGGAAGGAUAUCAGCACUGCAGCCAACCACAUACGCUAUGUCAACAGUGAGAACCUCAGGAAGAGGGUGUUAGCAGUAUGGGAGACCAGCUUCUCUCUCCCUGACCACCGAACAACAGAGAAACUAGCCACUGUGGAGAGGGAUUUUGUCAAUGCGGUGCGUCAUAAGGUGAAAUAUGGCCCCAGCUCUCUGACUGACUACACAAAAUGGAGGGUGGAGAUGAUAGCUAAAGAGCACCUUCGCUCUUUGACUGAGCCAAAUGAUGAGGACAGAGAUACAGAGGAGCCUGCUGAUACAAACAAGAACUGUAGUUUUCCUUUCCCAGCCAAGAGGAAGCGUUCCGCCUCGGCUGCCGAAUGCGAUGUAACCCUAACCCCUCAGAAAAUAACCAGAGCGAGUGUUCAAGCGGUGUCCAGCCAUCGAAGCACCCCUCACAAGGCAGAGUGGCCCACCAGCGCCACUGCAAGGCCCCAUAAGGCAGCACAGACCCCAGCCACCCGCACCAGGGUCCAGUCCAAAGUUCUGGUGACCCCCAGGAAAGGCCUGAGAGAGCAGCAACAUCAGUCCAAAGAAGACAUGCCACAGGCCAAACAGACCCCCACCCCUACCAAGUCUGCCAGGCAACAGCGGUCCACAGAGGUCAACGAGACGCCUGGGAAAGUAAUCUGCACCAAGUCUCAGGAGCCAGUGAGUCUGCAGCCUCUUCAUGUCCUGCAGUGUCACAGUAAACAGGACAGCCCUGAUGACUUUAGCACCCAGCUGUGGGCCUGUUCCUUCCAGCCCCCGCUAGACCGCUAUGGAGAUGUGAAUGGUGCGACUCGUAUUGUGGCAACGUGUGGAGGAGAGUCUGUGUGCCUGAUCGACUGUGAGACGGGACUAGUUAUGAAGAAGUAUAAGGUCCCUGGUGAGGAGUUCUUCUCUCUGGCAUGGUCAACUGUGCUGAUGUCACGAGAGGGCAAUGGUGGCAUGCGGCCCUGCAGUAUCCUGGCGGCAGGGGGGAAGCGAGGCCUUGUGAAACUGCUUCACCCCAGCGCCAACAUGGCGUACGGAGAGUUCCGAGCCAGCCGCAAAGCCCUCUCCAUCCUCCGCUUCAGCCCCCGCCAGGGCAACUUCCUCUUCACUGGGUCGUAUGAUAAAAAUAUAUUAAUGUGGGACAUUGGCGGAGUGGACAGCGAGUACAAUUUCAAAGUCAUUCAGCUGUUGGUGUUGGAGACUACCUCCACACCCCUGCACUUCUGCUUGCCCCCCGCCACCCCAGACACACACCUCAUCGCUGCCUGUGAGGAUGGGCUGCACAGCUACAACAUCCAGCUCAACAAAGACACCAGGAAGAGGUCUGAGGAGAUGGAGAUCACAUUCCCUGUGUAUGAGAAGAAAGACAAGGACCAUGACUACCACACCAUCGAUGGCUUGGGAUUCCUCACAGACGACAUCGUCGCCUCUAAGAGCCACAUGCAGGGCUCGAUUUACCUGUGGAGCUGGAAUGACACGCGAGCCCAGUGCCCCAAUAAUAAUAAUAAUAAUAAGAAGAAGAAGUGUGCUGUGAUCCUGGCGGAGCUGCAGUGGUCCAGCACGGACAUCCCCUACCUGUCCCUCAACACCUGCCCCAGUAAAGGCUACGUGGUGUGUGGUGACGAAAGAGGGAGACUGUGGACGUACCAUGUAACAGACCUCAAGGCCAACUUUAGGCGUGGCAAAACAAUUCCUGCCACAGAGAUCCUGGAAUGGCCGUUACCUGUGAGGAAAGGACAGGGCCCAGUGGAAGGUCCCGCUAUCAACAGUGUGGUCAUGGACCCCGAGCUCAGAUACCUGGUGGCCCUCAGCGACAAGAACAUGGCAGUGGUGUGGAGAAGAACGGAGUCUUCCUGAGGACCAAACACAACUUCUCCUGGGUUAAUUUUUCUCAUGUUCACUGAUGGGUGUAAAUACGGGUAGGUUUUGCUAGUAUCACUUUAACCUAUCAAGACUGGCCUUUCAGGGCAGUGAUGAUCAGUAAGGAAAGGAAGCUUAUUCAAUGCCAUGGGAAUUGGCUUGGACUUGCCCCUUUCUGGUUGACCUCGCUCUCUACUGUUGACUUCUCACCUUACCACUUGGCUGAAACGUACCAGCCCUAAUUUCAACUCCCCUCCUCGCCAGCAUCUAUUAGAUCUAGUCUAUUUUGAUGCAGAGAUGAGAAUGAGAUAUUAAUUGUACUGAAGAUUAAUAAGAAUAUACAUAUACUGAAAGGCAUGUGUGAUGGCUGUACAGAUUGUGGAUGUAUUUGCAUUUUGUACGUUUUAAAAAAUAUAUAUAAUUGUACUAUUCAUUUAGAUUAAACAUCUAAUGUGAAUUUUAUAGUUUCAUAUUUUUUUAAAAACAAAUUAUACAUAUCAGUUUAUCCACUGACAUGGAAACGUAUGAUCAAAAUGAAAACCUAAUGUGUGUUUGACCUGUUUCAACCACAAUGCAUGAUUGUACAUGCAGAUUUUAAUGGCCUUUUUGAGGGUUGAUGGAUAUGAGUUACAUUAAGAACAUCUGCCACAUUAAAUGUGAUUGUUGUCCUAAA